AUGGCUGCAUCGGGCAAAGUCAAGCAACUGCGGGUUUUCAACAAGCUGGGGAGCGAACUGCGGGAGGAGGACUUGCGGUAUUUGAAGGACAAGGAUAUGCUCUACCUGUCGCGCGGGGAGGAGUUCGACCGCAGCAACUGCCUCUCCGAAUACGAGAUCGAAAAGGUGAUCGGAGAAGGCGGGUUCGGCAAAGUCAUGCUCGGGCGGCACAAAGUCUCUGGGCAGCGUGUGGCCAUCAAGUUCCUGAAGACUGGCAACGUGAGCGGCAGCAUGGACGUGGGCAGCAUCUUCAAGGAAAGCGAAAUCCUGCGCAGCCUCACCCACGACAACAUCGUCAGGGUCUACAACUGCCAGUCCCUGCCCGACAUGCAGAUGUUCAUCAUCAUGGAGUACCUCGAGGGCGGAGAGCUGUUGUCUCUGCUCGAGACUCGACGGCUCUCUGAGCAGGAGUGCAAAAUCAUCUUCAAGCAGCUGGUCCGAGCCAUGGACUUCUGUCACCAGCGAGGCCUCAUCCAUCGAGAUCUCAAGCUCGAGAACCUGCUGCUGACUCGCAAAGACACUUCACAUAAAGUAGUCGAUUUCGGCAUCGCGGGGGUGUCGUCGCAGUUCGCAGCCAAGGAGGUGGACAUAGGCACUCUCAAGUAUAUGGCGCCGGAAAUCUUUCGGGAGAAGGUCAAGCCGGGCCCCAACGUGGACGUCUGGGCUGCAGGCAUCAUUCUCUUCUGCCUGCUGUUCGGUGAAACUACCAUUCGAAGGAGACAACACUCACAGCCUCCUUGA
Messenger RNA from Hippocampus zosterae (dwarf seahorse), 780 nucleotides. RefSeq lists its product as uncharacterized. Lineage: Eukaryota; Metazoa; Chordata; Actinopteri; Syngnathiformes; Syngnathidae. Gene Ontology annotation, molecular function: protein serine/threonine kinase activity; ATP binding. Gene Ontology annotation, cellular component: cytoplasm. The record is from RefSeq and is a predicted model, not a curated record. Gene Ontology annotation, biological process: protein phosphorylation; intracellular signal transduction.